AUGAAGCCCACCCAAGCUCUCGGAAAGAAACUCACGCGCCUGGCGCUCACUACGAAACAGACCAACAAGGGAUACUACAAGGGAACGGGAACUGGCUCGACUGGACGGCACACGAAGCAUGGAGGGUACAUAAUCGAUUGGGACAAAGUCAGGACAUAUGUCGUACCGGAGAACUUGAAGGAUUUCAAGCUUACGCCGUUUGUUACGAGGAGGAUUGAGAAGUCCAGGGGGCAGUUUCCGGGAGACCCCAAAGGGGCGUUCAGCGGAGAGGCGUAUUUGAAGAAGUGGAAGGAUGAGGGUGGAGAGUCAUGA
Molecule: messenger RNA, 312 nt
Organism: Drepanopeziza brunnea f. sp. 'multigermtubi' MB_m1
Lineage: Eukaryota; Fungi; Ascomycota; Leotiomycetes; Helotiales; Drepanopezizaceae
Product: mitochondrial 54S ribosomal protein mL41
Biological process (GO): translation
Cellular component (GO): mitochondrial large ribosomal subunit
Molecular function (GO): structural constituent of ribosome
Source: RefSeq, a predicted model, not a curated record